Molecule: messenger RNA, 1847 nt
Organism: Alligator mississippiensis (American alligator)
Lineage: Eukaryota; Metazoa; Chordata; Crocodylia; Alligatoridae
Gene: CCDC116
Product: coiled-coil domain containing 116
Exons: 2
Coding region: 800-1810 (336 amino acids)
Cellular component (GO): centrosome
Source: RefSeq, a predicted model, not a curated record
GAAAUCAGCUGAUUAUUAUUCCCGUCAAGAGCACUUUCAUAUUUGGGCACAUCUGGCAGAGUCUUUGAAUAGCCUCCGUGACCAGGCAGCUGUGUCAGAUUUUUCAUCUCAUGACAAGACACAAGCUACAUUUCAUCCAGAGGAAGAGUUCACUUUUAGUACCAAAAAUAUUGAAAAAGAAGUUACAAAUGUCCUGAAAAAACCCACUCCAUCUGAUAAAUUAUACCCUGCCUUUCAGGAUAUUAUAAAUCAAGCUGUUCUAGAAGUACAAAAUGCAACAAAUGAAGAUGGAUCUCCUUCAUUUAACAGUUCUGAAGAUUCUAGGUGUCUUGGCAAAUCCCAGCAACAUCGCAAAUCUUUGGAUAUAACUUCUGUUCCUAGAAAAGCGGCUUUACGUACAAAUAAGUAUGCAUCAACUCAGACAGACUCUGAACAGGUUGAGGAGACAGUUUCUAAUUCUAUAACACAAGAGGAGGCAGCAGAGGAAGCACCACGCCCAUCAAGAAAGAGCCGGGCACGCUUAUCUCAGAAACCCAAGCUAAAGCCACCCAUUGAGGCACCUCCACCCAAACCAAAAUACGUGCUACCUCCACUCCCAAAAACCAAGCCAAAGCCACCGGUUGAGGCACCUGCACCUGUACCCAAACCAAAGUAUGUGCCACCUCCACUCCCUAAGAGCAAGCCAAAGCCACCAAUUGAGGCUCCUACACCUGUGUCCAAACCAAAAUAUGUGCCACCGCCACUCCCUAAAACCAAGCCUAGGCUACCACCUGAGAAACUUCCACCCAAACCAAAAUACAUGCCACCUCCACUUCCAAAGCCUAAGCAGAAGAAGCCAGAAAAAGUAAAAGAGGAAUAUCCACAGGAUCAGCCCUUUGCCUCACAUUUGCAAAGAAGCGUAAUUGAAACUGCUGCCAAACAUGUCCUUUGCAAGUAUAAUUAUGAAAAGUCACUUUCAGAGAAACUUGGAUUUAUAUCAGUUCCUGUAACAAAGGUUCUCCUUGAAAUAAUGUUUGGCUUUAAAAACGUAAAAGGCAGCAACAUAAAAAUAUCAUCACAGAUUAACUGGGCAGAAGUUUAUCAACAAAUACAGACAAAAUGUUCCUCUAAAUCCCAAAAGCCCAGGGCAAAAAGAAGUGACAAAAAGAGCCCUCCAAAACCAGCAAUGAUGAGGGGCAAGGCAGAAUUCAGUAGGAAAACUCCUAAGAAAAAUAUCACUAGUCUGCCAGACAUAAUUGAGUUAGUACCUUUACAUUUCCCUGAAGAUCUACCACAAUCUGGAGAAGACUCUCAACAGCAGGAUUCUGUUGAACUUUUCAGAGAAAUAUCAUCUUCUGCAAAGUCCAGCAUUGUACUUGACAGUCAUAGAAAAUUAUCUGUUGCUUUAUUCAGCACUGAAGACCCAAGUUCUGUAGAAGUUGUGAAGCAAUCCUCACUUUCUCAACGAGUGAGCAUCACCAGUGGGAGCGUUAGAAAGUCCUCAACUGUUUUACUGCACACGGAAGAGAAUUCUGUAGAGCACCUAGAGCAAGCCCCGUCCUCCCAGAGGACAAGCACGGUGGUAGGGAGCAGCAGAAGGUCCUCGGCUGUUUUACUGGGCACCGAAAGCCAGAAUUGUGUAGAGCUACUAAGGCAAUUUUCUUCUUCUCCAAGGACAAGCAUUGCCAGUAGGAGCGCCAGCAAGUCCUCAGUUGUCCCACUGGACACCGAAGGUAAUUCUGUGGAGUCUCUAAGGCAGCCUUCCCUUUCUGAAAGGGCUAUCACUGGAGAGAGCAGUCCAAAAUCUUCUGCCAGUCUUCCCAAAAUUUGAAAUUUAUCCGCUUAAAAUAAAUAGAUUUAUAGUUUUG